AUGGUGAGGGUAGGUGGCACCCAGCUGGUGAGGGUAGGUGGCACCCAGCUGGUGAGGGUAGGUGGCACCCAGCUGGUGAGGGUAGGUGGCACCCAGGUAGGUGGCACCCAGGCAGGUGGCACCCAGGUAGGUGGCACCAAGGCAGGUGGCACCCAGGCAGGUGGCACCCAGGCAGGUGGCACCCAGGCAGGUGGCACGCAGGCAGGUGGCACCCAGGCAGGUGGCACCCAGGCAGGUGGCACGCAGGCAGGUGGCACCCAGGCAGGUGGCACCCAGGUAGGUGACACCCAGGCAGGUGGCACCCAGGCAGGUGGCACCCAGGCAGGUGGCACCCAGGCAGGUGGCACGCAGGCAGGUGGCACCCAGGUAGGUGGCACCCAGGCAGGUGGCACCCAGGCAGGUGGCACCCAGGUAGGUGGCACCCAGGCAGGUGGCACCCAGGCAGGUGGCACCCAGGCAGGUGGCACCCAGGCAGGUGGCACCCAGGCAGGUGGCACCCAGGCAGGUGGCACGCAGGCAGGUGGCACCCAGGUAGGUGGCACCCAGGCAGGUGGCACCCAGGCAGGUGGCACCCAGGCAGGUGGCACCCAGGUAGGUGGCACCCAGGCAGGUGGCACCCAGGCAGGUGGCACCCAGACACCUGAUGCCUCAGGUGUCAGGCAGCUGAUGCCUGGACUCAGGGUGCUGAAGCAGCUGGAGACUCCGCUACAACUUCGUCAGCGUCUCCUGAGAGAAGCCAGGUGCCCCGGGGCGGUGAGGUCUCCCGCCCAGCAGGAAGGGAGACCACCAGAGACGCCCGGAGACGGGUGA
Molecule: messenger RNA, 810 nt
Organism: Procambarus clarkii (red swamp crayfish)
Lineage: Eukaryota; Metazoa; Arthropoda; Malacostraca; Decapoda; Cambaridae
Product: ATP-dependent RNA helicase glh-2-like
Source: RefSeq, a predicted model, not a curated record